AUGGCAAAAACCCUUUCACCUGCCCAAGCGACUAAGGAACAUGUCUUGGCUGUAUCCCGGGACUUCAUAUCCCAGCCCCGUCUCACUUACAAGACGGUGUCUGGUGUGAACGGGCCUCUGGUCAUCUUGGACGAGGUCAAGUUCCCCAAGUUCUCCGAGAUCGUACAGCUCAGACUCGCUGAUGGCACCCUCCGCUCCGGUCAGGUGCUCGAGGUCAGCGGCACCAAGGCCGUGGUCCAGGUGUUCGAGGGUACAUCAGGUAUCGACGCCAAGAACACUCUCUGUGAGUUUACCGGCGAUAUCCUGCGUACUCCCGUCUCUGAAGAUAUGUUGGGUCGUGUAUUCAACGGCUCCGGAAAGCCCAUUGACAAGGGUCCCCCAAUCCUCGCCGAGGACUUCUUGGACAUCCAGGGACAACCCAUCAACCCAUGGUCCCGUAUCUACCCCGAGGAGAUGAUCCAGACUGGUAUCUCCGCUAUCGACGUGAUGAACUCCAUUGCUCGUGGUCAGAAGAUCCCCAUCUUCUCUGCCGCUGGUCUGCCCCACAAUGAAAUUGCCGCCCAGAUCUGUAGACAGGCCGGUCUUGUUAAGAUCCCCGGCAAAUCAGUGUUGGAUGACCACGAGGACAACUUCGCCAUCGUAUUCGCCGCUAUGGGUGUGAACAUGGAAACCGCCCGGUUCUUCAAACAGGACUUUGAAGAGAAUGGUUCUAUGGAGAACGUGUGCCUGUUCUUGAACUUGGCCAAUGACCCCACUAUUGAGAGAAUCAUCACACCCCGUCUUGCUUUGACUGCUGCUGAGUUCUUGGCCUACCAGUGCGAGAAACACGUGUUGGUCAUCUUGACUGACAUGUCCUCAUACGCCGAGGCUCUGCGUGAGGUGUCCGCCGCCCGUGAGGAGGUACCCGGACGUCGUGGUUUCCCAGGUUACAUGUACACCGAUUUGGCCACCAUCUACGAGCGUGCCGGACGUGUAGAGGGCAGGAACGGCUCCAUCACCCAGAUCCCCAUUCUGACUAUGCCUAACGACGACAUCACCCAUCCUAUUCCUGACUUGACUGGUUAUAUUACUGAGGGACAGAUCUACGUAGACCGUCAGCUCCACAACAGACAGAUCUACCCGCCAGUGAACGUGCUGCCAUCUCUGUCACGUUUGAUGAAGUCUGCCAUCGGUGAGGGCAUGACCCGCAAGGACCACUCUGAUGUCUCCAACCAGCUGUACGCUUGCUACGCUAUCGGUAAGGACGUGCAGGCGAUGAAGGCCGUCGUCGGUGAGGAGGCGCUCACCCCUGAUGACUUGCUCUACCUCGAGUUCCUCACCAAGUUCGAGAAGAACUUCAUCUCUCAGGGUAACUACGAGAACCGCACAGUGUUCGAGUCCCUGGACAUCGGUUGGCAGCUGCUCCGUAUCUUCCCUAAGGAGAUGUUGAAGCGUAUCCCUGCAUCCAUCCUCGCCGAGUUCUACCCGCGUGACUCCCGCCACUAG
Molecule: messenger RNA, 1485 nt
Organism: Spodoptera littoralis (African cotton leafworm)
Lineage: Eukaryota; Metazoa; Arthropoda; Insecta; Lepidoptera; Noctuidae
Source: the annotation of a GenBank genome assembly